Molecule: messenger RNA, 1431 nt
Organism: Eufriesea mexicana
Lineage: Eukaryota; Metazoa; Arthropoda; Insecta; Hymenoptera; Apidae
Gene: hdm
Product: meiosis specific with OB domains hold'em
Exons: 8
Coding region: 1-1431 (476 amino acids)
Biological process (GO): resolution of meiotic recombination intermediates
Molecular function (GO): single-stranded DNA 3'-5' DNA exonuclease activity; single-stranded DNA binding
Source: RefSeq, a predicted model, not a curated record
AUGUCAGGUGUAUAUAAACAAGCACUGAAGUCUCUACAACCUGGUACGCAAAAUGCCCUCGUAAUUGGUAUAAUUGUGAACAGUUUUAAUAUGAAAACGAUCGAUGCUGCACGAACGAAAUUUAAUAACGUCAACCGUGGUGUGUGGACAUUUACGUUACGUGACUCUGAAGAAGAUUCCAUAAAUGUAACUGUGUGGGGCAGUACGCAAUUUGUUACAAAAUUAUCUUCUACUUUUCAUAUCGGGAGCAUAGUGGAAGUGAUUAAUCCGAAAGUGAUAGAGCGGCGUUCAGAAGACAGAAAUGAACUUUUUGUACCGUGGGUGUCCAGUUCAUGUAGCUUGACAGUGAACGAGGGCAAUGCAUUAGUACAAAUUCAUGACGCACCAACACGUGCAAGAUAUGAAUCUUUGCUGAUGCUCCCGAUUAAGAAUCUGACCGGGUUGCGAACUCUGAAAAGCAUUUUUGAGAACUUGGAAGCACUACGCGAUCAAUAUGUCGACAUCUUGGUGGUUGUUACCUUUAUCAGUGAUAUACGAAAUGUGAUAACACGUGAUGGAAGACGUAUAAAAUUCCGUAAUUUCGAGGCAGUAGACGGAUCCACAGACGAAAUAACGUCCUUAAUACUUUGGGAAAAUGAAUGGAUCGAAAGGGCAGCAUUAUGGGAACCUAAACGCACUGUGCUUCUUCUUGUAGAUUCUCGCAUCGCUUUCGAUAAUUUCAGGAAAAAGACUGUUUUAUCUACAGCUAGAAAAACUAUGAUUACUGAGAAUCCUAAUAUACCGCAAAGCACCAUCAUAAGAAAUGCAGUUCAAUAUUAUGAGGAUGACAUUAUCUCUGGAAACUUCGUUACACCAAAUCCUAAUACGAUUACAACUGUAAUGACUGUGCAAGAAAUUUCUAAUAAGCUCAACACAAAAUUGAAACAAGGAGAAAGAAUUCAAUUUGCCACGAUUUUACGGGCCUACGUAAUGGAUAUAAAUGUGGAAAACAUAAGCUCUACAAUAUUAUCUACCAGAUGCGCGCUAUGCAAGAAAAUCAUUCCUGGUAAUCGAGAUUCGUGCAUGAAUCUUGAAUGUCCUUCAGGCAACGGAACUCGUGUGCCUUUAAACAUAAUGAGCCUUAAUUUAAAAGUGAAUUUAAGAGAUAAUACGGGAUAUCUUAUUGGUUGUCGAUUAUUUGGAGACAUAGCUGAACGUGUUCUUGGUUGCACAGCUAAUGAUUUCCAAGCCAUGACGCUUCCUCAACGUGCUGAAUUAAAAUGGAAGUAUGCAUUGGAAAAAUGCGAGAUACGAUUACACGUAGUCGGUCCAUCGUCCACCUUCACGACUGCCGUAUAUAAUAUCGUAUCGAUUUGCCGAAUCGAAGAAAAUGAAGAUGAAGACGAAGAUACCCAGCUAAUUAAUAAAGACUUUGUUUCAACUGGCUAUUAA